AUGACAAUAAGAAAAAGCGCCCAAGCACUCGAGAAAACUUACCACCCAAAUCUUUGGCAACAGGCAUGGGAUAGUCUCGACAACGAGGUCAAAGCGGGCAUCACCCUCAGAGGCAACAGCCGGCGCGUCGUCGAUUCGGUCCUCCACACUGCCAAGGAGAAACAGCAACUCUGCUUGCGAAAGAAAUGGAGAUUCCGCAAGUCGAAUGGAGAAGAGAUUAUCGUUCGCGAUGUCCUGGAUAAAAUUGUCUCGUGGCUGGAUAAAUUCAAGGCAAUUGGGGAUGUCGCGACACAGUAUGACCCAGUCCAUACAUCGCUGCCCUGGGCCGGAGUACGCUUUGUUUUGCAGGUAAUGGCAGUCAGUGACCAGCACGUGUUCGGAGCGACCGUGGAGGGAAUAGAGACCAUCUCCCAGCUCAUCACACGGUAUACCAUCUUCGAGACACUGUAUCUCGAUUGUAACUCCCCGAUCCGUGCUGAGCUGGAAUCUGCUCUGGUGCGGCUGUACAAGAAAGUGCUGGCAUACCUGGUCAAGGCAAAGCGCUACUUCCAAACCAGUACUACAAAGCGGGUUUUAAAAAGUGCAUUCUACACAGCAGAAGACAAUCAAAUGAAGGCGAUCGAAGCGGAAGAAAAGCGUGUCGCGGCCUUGACGACGUUGGCUGACAUGGAAGAGCUCAAACGUACUGGAGAAAACGUUGCAGCCACGCAGUCUCUAGUCAAGUUAUUGGAGCAACCUAUCCUGCGAAUGGCAGACGAGACAACUACUGCCAUGCGAAGAUUGGAGAUCAACAAACAGUCUGCAUUGCUGCAGUGGUUGUCCUCGGUUCCUUUCAUCCAACAUCACAAGGACCACAUCCGGAAGAAUAUCCCAGGAUGCGGACAUUGGUUUCUGAAUCACCCAGAGUAUCAGAACUGGAAAUCCUCUAGCUCAUCUUCUAUUCUUCUACUCCAUGGUAUCCCGGGAUCGGGAAAGACAUCCAUCACUGCCAACGUCAUCGACUCAUUCUUGCAAAACAGAUCUGGGCCAAAUGGCUCCGUCGCAGCACCCGUGGCCUACUUUUACUGCACCAGAAACUCCUUUGAGCCGCAGAGAUCAGAUCCAGAAGACAUAAUGCAAAGCCUUCUUCGGCAGCUGGCCUUUAGUCAAAACAACCAAAGGGACAUCCACGAAGCAGUGUUGAACGACUACCAGCGACGAGAGGAUGAGGCAAAGCUCAACGGAUGGGAUAUCCCGAAAUUAUGCAUAUCAGAGUGCGUGAGGCUGAUUUUGGAUAUUACCUUGUCUUAUCCUGUCACCAUCAUUAUAGAUGCCAUGGAUGAAGUUCAAGAAACCCGUUGGCAUGAGCUGGUGACAGCCCUCGACAGGAUAGUCAAGGAAUCCACAAAUGUUGCCAAGAUUCUCAUUUCCAGCCGAGACCACUUUGUCAAGAACAUCCGAAGUGAUCAUCGGGUUCAAAUUCAAAGCUCGGAUUGUUAUCAGGAUAUGGCUAUAUUUGUCCGCCAUCACGUCACUGAAGCUAUUCACAAUCGGAGGCUUCUCGGGGGUGAUGUAUCAGAUGGUCUUCGAGAAGAAUUAGUACAGACACUCCUUACUGCUGCCAAAGAGAUGUAA
Messenger RNA from Aspergillus wentii DTO 134E9, 1614 nucleotides. RefSeq lists its product as uncharacterized. The transcript is spliced from 3 exons. The coding region runs from base 1 to 1614 and encodes 537 amino acids. The record is from RefSeq and is a predicted model, not a curated record. NCBI's taxonomy places the organism in Eukaryota, Fungi, Ascomycota, Eurotiomycetes, Eurotiales, Aspergillaceae. Gene Ontology annotation, molecular function: ATP hydrolysis activity.